Miniopterus natalensis is the source of this 699-nucleotide messenger RNA. NCBI's taxonomy places the organism in Eukaryota, Metazoa, Chordata, Mammalia, Chiroptera, Miniopteridae. The record is from RefSeq and is a predicted model, not a curated record.
AUGGAUACCCAGGGAGAAAACGGCUCGGAACCGAACCUGGCCAAGGACUCGAGAAGACAGCAAGUGAAAGGUAAGGGCGUGAGAAGCUCCGUAGUCACUGAACAGCGAAUACCCUCUGUGGGGAUAGGCUCAGACGCCUCUCAGGAUCUUCAAUGGGAUGACAAGAAUGACCCCUGCAAAGAUUCACCAUCGCCUCCAGAGAAGGUCAUUGCUGGGAUCCUGGGAGUCAUUUGCCUCAUCUUGAUGUACAGCAUAGUAAGAGUGAUACAUUUUAUGCCUGGUACUGUAAUACUGGAGAAGACCAAUUCAUCCCCCAAAACAAGGAUCCAGAAAGCACAUAAUUGUCGUCGUUGUCCACUGGAGUGGUUUACAUAUUCCAACAAUUGCUAUAACAUUGGUACUGAAGAUAAAACAUGGCGUGAGAGUCUGAUGGCCUGUGCUUCCAAGAACUCUAGCUUGCUUCAUAUAGAUGAUGAAGAAGAAAGGAAAUUUCUGAGUCCCAUGUCACCUCCAUCAUGGGUUGGAGCUUUUCGUAACAGCAGUGAUCAUCCUGGGAUGUGGAUAAAUGGUUCAACUUUCAAACUGAAGAUAGCAGAAUUAUCAACUGGUAAAGGUGACUGUGCUCUGCUAAACCCAUAUGGCUCCACAUCAUGGAAUUGGGGAUCUUCAAAAAUAUAUAGCUGCAAGCAUAAGCUUUAG